UCCGUAGAGGAGAGAGAUGGCGGCUUCUCGGGAUGUCCACGUAGAAAUCUGUCACCAAGAAAUCAUCAAGUAUGAUCUGGAGAUCAAAGCGCUGAUCCAGGAUAUCCGGGAAUGCAUCGGACCCAUCAGUGCACUGAACGACCUCAAUGCUCAAGUGAAAGACAAGUUCCAGCUCUUAAGACUGAGGAUACAGGACCUGGAGCAGAUGGCCAAAGAGCAAGACAAGGAGUCAGACAAGCAAGCCUUACUGAAAGAGAUGGAAUGCCACAAAAAGCAGAUGCUCAGCAAUCAGAGUGUGUGGAGGAAGGCUAAUCUUUCUUGUAAGUUGGCGAUUGAUAACUCUGAGAAGGAUGACCUGCUUGAUGGCGGUAGUUCUACAAGACAGAGGAAUGUAACCAAAGAAAACCUGGCAGAGUCCACAAGCGGCAUUACGGAAAGCCUAAUGAGUGUCAGUCGAAUGAUGGCUCAGCAGGUGCAGCAAAGCGAAAUAACUAUGCAUACUCUAGCCACCUCAUCCAGGACAGUCCAGGAAGCCAAUGAAGAAUUCAAGUCCAUGUCUGGAACCAUCCAGCUCGGCCGUAAACUCAUUACCAAAUAUAACCGCCGGGAGCUGACGGACAAGUUGCUCAUUUUCCUGGCACUUGCCUUGUUUCUGGCAACCGUACUGUAUAUUUUAAAGAAGAGGCUCUUUCCAUUCUAGCAGAGGCAGCACACACUGGGACGUUACUUACUGAUGGCUGCUAGCAUAAACCUGUGUGUCUCUG
Molecule: messenger RNA, 764 nt
Organism: Nanorana parkeri
Lineage: Eukaryota; Metazoa; Chordata; Amphibia; Anura; Dicroglossidae
Gene: BNIP1
Product: BCL2 interacting protein 1
Exons: 6
Coding region: 17-700 (227 amino acids)
Biological process (GO): retrograde vesicle-mediated transport, Golgi to endoplasmic reticulum
Cellular component (GO): endoplasmic reticulum; SNARE complex
Molecular function (GO): SNAP receptor activity
Source: RefSeq, a predicted model, not a curated record